Messenger RNA from Acanthocheilonema viteae, 459 nucleotides. The record is from the annotation of a GenBank genome assembly. Lineage: Eukaryota; Metazoa; Nematoda; Chromadorea; Rhabditida; Onchocercidae.
UUCUGUACUAAUUUAAAUAUUGAUUUUUUAACGGUUCGACUUUAUGCUGGUUUAUGGGUGUUACUAAUCUCAAUUAUCACUGUCGCAGUUGAUGGAUCUAGAAUGUUACGUUAUGUGACACGUUUUACCGAAGAUAUCUUUGCUUCAUUAAUUUCAGUAAUAUUCAUCGCGGAAAGUUUACGAUUUCUUUAUCAGCUUCGACGUGCACUUGGUGAUUUUGGUGUGCUAAUUUCAAUUGCAGUAGUUGCAAGUUUAGCACAUCUAUUCGUACCAGAUCCAUACUUACAACGUUUGGAAGUACCGGAUCAUUUUAGCUUUACCAAUAUUGAAGCCCGACAACAUGGCUUAUUUGUUUCUGCAUAUUUACCAUUAAAUCAAUUAUGGAUAAUUAUCAUGUCAUUAGUUGCAGCAUUGCUUGUUUUCAUACUUUUAUUUGUUGAAACCGAAAUUACUGAGUAA